ACCAGCCUCCACUGGUGUGUUUGUGCAUGCGCAAGAGAGAAAGAGCGAGAGCAAGAGAGAGCGAGAGAGAGACUGCACCUGUGACGGAACACCUGAGUGUCAACAUAAGGAGGACUGAGAAACUGAGUGAAUGUGAAAAGAGAACAGGAAGAGAAAGAAAGAAUAAUAAAGUAUAAGAAAUUAAUGCAGAACCUCUAACUAGGAGAGCACUAAGAUAUGGUUGGACAUUUUCACAUCUGAAAUCCACUCCCUCUCCAGGACAGAGACCAAUUCUCCAUCAACAAGGUCAAUCCCCCCUCCAGUCUCUGUUUGUGCCAUGGCUGACCCUAGCUGGUGGAAGCUGACCUUCUCACCUACGAAGUCUGAGGCAAAGGUUCUGUACGAGAUCCCUCAAGAGUAUGGUAAUAAUAAUAAUAAGGAACAUCACAACAGCCCUCAGUUCCCCACAGACCCAAUGGACAACCAAUUCAGUGCCAGACUGGAGAAGAUAGUGGAUAAGUCGGCCACUAAAGGUCGCCAUGUUAAGGUGUCCCACUCUGGUCGCUUCAAGGAGAAGAAGAAGAUCCGUGCCACACUGGCUGAGAACCCUAUGCUGUUCUCUGAACACAGUCUCAGGGAUGAGAACCACAGGGCAGAGAAAUAGCACAUAACCAGGUGCAUGCUUUUUAGGCUCUUUUUUUAAGUCAUGCAUUACAGACAGCCACACCAUUCACGACACCAACACAUCCAUAAUCUUAUUGGUACAAAACAUAUAUACACUCCCCAGGUGGGCUCCACACCUAAGUACACAGAUAAUACUGUAACCAGCUGAAUUAUCAUGCACAUCCACAACACUGUUCAAGGUUCAUUGAUGCAAACAUAUUAGAAUGGAUGGUAUUUUUCACCAGUUCAUUCCUGAGCUAACUGCACUUGGACAACACUGAACAUUUCCAAGAAUAUGGCAAUAUGUUGCCUGUAUCUUUACAAGGACUCAUGACCAGUAACCUGGAGGGAAUUUUUCACUGUAGUAUAAGAUAAAUAAAUUAUGGAAAAUGUUUAGCUGCAAAGGUUCAUUUGUUAUAAAUGUUAGUUCCACAUAUUUUGUAUAUUUAAUGACUUGUAAUGAUAUGAAGAAGUCUAGUUUACGACAUGGUGAUGUAAGAAUGUGUAAACUGGGCCCUCCAUCAGGGAUUCAUCUUCCAGUUUGUCACUUCAUCGGAGUCCGGUUGGUGGCGAGGCUUGGGCAAAUGGAGUCAGAAAGGAGAUGUGAGGGAUACAUGGUAUUGAAGUGAUCACAGAAAAGGGCAUGUCCAUCCAUGAGAACAAGUCAGAGUAUAAUGUGAACCAGUGAUUAUUUGAUUUAUAUACAGUUCUGUUUCAUCUAACACAUCUAAAGAUCUGCAUGAAAUAAAGUUGAUUGAAAAA
This is a messenger RNA of Oncorhynchus mykiss (rainbow trout), 1404 nucleotides long. RefSeq names its product proline rich 15 like b (gene prr15lb). The record is from RefSeq and is a predicted model, not a curated record. Lineage: Eukaryota; Metazoa; Chordata; Actinopteri; Salmoniformes; Salmonidae.